This is a messenger RNA of Scleropages formosus (Asian bonytongue), 3161 nucleotides long. RefSeq names its product scaffold protein involved in DNA repair (gene spidr). The transcript is spliced from 20 exons. The coding region runs from base 177 to 2858 and encodes 893 amino acids. The record is from RefSeq and is a predicted model, not a curated record. Lineage: Eukaryota; Metazoa; Chordata; Actinopteri; Osteoglossiformes; Osteoglossidae. Gene Ontology annotation, cellular component: nucleoplasm; nuclear chromosome. Gene Ontology annotation, biological process: double-strand break repair via homologous recombination; regulation of establishment of protein localization to chromosome.
GAAGGGAAGAGGCAGCACAGCGCGAGACAAGCAGCCUGUCCAUAGCGCAGCAAUGUUAGCAUGUUUGUGUUCAGUCUGUUAGAAACAUACAUUUAACAGCAUAUAUAGGUUACAUAAUUAGUUUGACUAACCUUAAGCGGAAGGCUGUUAGCAGAGCUUACAGGAGGACUACCAGCAUGCCAUUUAAGAAGCGCAGACGGGAUGCUGGAGCAUUGCGAGGUAGGUUUUUCUUUGAUGAUAGUGAAGACCAGAUGAAGAAAAGACUGGGGAAAAACAUGUCCUCCAGACACACGUCAUGGGAAUGGGAGCACUGGGGAGAGGGCUCCUUGGAGACCCUUCCAAAGGAGGAUGCUUCUUCAUCUGUGGAGCAGUUUAAAGCUCAUAGACAGUUGGCCCAGUCUGUAUCCAGUCCAGCUUGGCAGAGAUGGGAGGACAGGCAGGAGCCAGUACUCAUUCUGUGGAGUUCCAGUGACAGUGAGCUCUCAGACACUGAGCCAAAGCCAUCUUCAGCCAACAGUGUGACUAGGGGUUGGAGGCCUCAUCACCACAAUAUCCACAAGUCCUACAGUUCAUGUCUACACAUGAUCCCUGCUGUCAUGCAACCGGAUAAAGGUGAAUUCCAAGCUAUUGAAUGGUGGGAAAGUGACCCCUCUGAUGAUGACAAUUCAGUGGAAAUCUCAGACUGUGAUUCUGUUUCAGAGGAGCAACAACACUCAACUGGACCCACCAUGGGGAUGGAUGCGAAAAUUUCAGACUGCUCCUUCGAUGCAGAACCUAUAGUAGCCGUGACUCCAACUAGGGGUUGCGUGAACUCUGAGCAGCAUGAUGAAAGCGGUGGAAGGUCGGCCAGUGACUGGGUCAAAUCCAUCCAGGCGUUGCUGAGGACCCCUCCGAAGCUGGUGGGCAGAGAGAUCACGACCCCAGAAGACUCAGCCAGAAAGAAAAGGAAAUUUCUCAGGGGUGGCCUGGCUGAGCGACUGAGCAAGCUGCAGUGUAGACAAAGGUCAGCCAUCAGCUUCUGGAGACACCAGUCCUCCCACAGCAGAAGCUCAACAGGCACCAAACCCAGCGUUCUGGUACUAGAGGUAUUGUCGAUACAGGAGGACUGUGGCCUGCAGCUGGCUUUGUGUAGACCACUGGAGCCCCUGCUCACAAAUGGAGGGCAGCACAGUGCCAGUGACGAGCUUUUGGUUCUGUUCAGCAAGGAUACCACUGCCUACCUCCUGGCUGGACCUGGAGACACUGUCUACGUGUACCCACCAUGGCAGAAGUUAACCGUAAAGGAUCAGAGUCACGUGGUCAUCUUGAACACACAUUUCAGCCAGAAGUUGGUCCAAGAGGAUGAGAUUGUCAUGGAAAGUCCUCGAGCUGCUCUAGCAUUGUGCUGCCCAUACCCUUUAACCCGAGUGUUGAGGCUGACAGACACAAGUGGACCUGUCCCUCAGGCUGUUCUCUCUGUCUCUGAGGUGCCAGCCCUGUGGUGCCAGCCUGCUCCCAGAGAGUCUACGGCAUGCAGAGAGGUCAGCGACUCACUGCUGGAGGUGAUGGAGGCCUGUGGUUGGGCCAACUGGUCAGGCCGCCAGGUGGAAGUAGUGGUACAGAGAGUCUACUGCCUCUACUUUACGGAGUCCUCUUCCCAGCCCCUGCUCAAGAACAGAGGCCCCCAGAGCACCACUCAGGCUGAGGUGCUAUCCCAGCCUUCCAACAGAGUGUGCCUGCUGGUCCAGGACAGCUACGGAGUGUUCAGUGAGGUCCAGCUGCACAUCAUUCUCUCUGCCGAUGGCAACCUGCUUCACUACACUGCGAAGUGGGAGGGCCAGCUUUGUGUGCUCCAGGCUGUGAAACCGGUACAGCGACUCACAUGGCCAAGGUCUGCCUGGCUGUUCAGCCUGAUUGACAGUUUGUGGCCCCCUUCCAUCCCCCCUAGAACACAUGGAGCUACCCUCGGCAGCUGGGAGGACCCAGCCAAGCUCCAGGCUCCCAGAUUCUGUUAUCUUUUGUUGGCUGACCGCGGAGAGGAGGCUGUGCAGGUGGUUUCAGGGCAGUCCAGUCACAAGCUCUACCGACCCGCUGUCCCACACAGCCUGAAGGAGGUCCUGCAGGGUGUUUCCCACAGUCAUCGCUGUACCUUUACUGCCGCAGUCAUACACAAGAGGCUGAAGAGCACUGACGGCGGCCGCAGUGAGUUCUGGCUCUUUGUGACGGACCCCAGCCUGCAAACUGCCGAGGGUGAGCAGCAAAGGACGGUGCGGGUAUAUGUGAGCAGUUCCUGUGUGGUUCUUCAAGAUGUGGCCGGGGCACUGAGUGACCCCUCCAUCUGCCAACUUACCUUUAAGGAUGCUGUGAAGGAACAUGAUGCAGUGGUGUGUGUUGAGCGCUCGGUGAUCCAGCUGGAGCCCCUGCAGAACCUGGAUCGUACCCCAACUCAAUUGGACCAGCUGGGGCCCACCACAGCAGUGAACACGCUGUGCACCCUGCGAGGUGUUAUUGUUGGUGUGGAUGAAAGCACAGCAUACUCUUGGCCUACCUGUCACCUUUGUGGAAGUGACAAGUUGGAGGAAGCGCCUGGGAACCAGCAGAAAUUCCUUUGUGGCCUCUGUGGUGCCACAGUGGGCAAACCUAUAGUGAAAAUGCAUCUUGAAGUUUUCUUACACUGUCCAUCAUUAAGCCAGUACACAGUGAAAAUAAAGCUGCUCCAAGACACCAUUAUGUCUGUCCUGAGCUCAGCUGCAUGUGGCCAUGAGGGGUAUGAAGUGGAGAAUGUGCUAGGUGCAGCCCUGGGUCCCCUCUCCGCCUACGUCCGCGUGGUGAUGAGGCAGCCGGCACUCUGGAUGGGCCUGGAGGAAAUCAGCUUGUAAGAGGAAGCUCUUGUGCACAGUCCUCCUAGGAGCUGACCUCUGAUCACCAGCACAUUGAAGCUAGAUGAAUAUGAUGGGAAGAAAAUGAGCAGUGACCUUUGCUGUGACUAAAGCAGGAACGUUACCCAAUUAGCAACUUUGAUGGACUGACUGUUCUCAUUCUAUCCCUUGUUGUAGUUUGAGGUUGCUUACUGAAAUUCCAUGAAUUGAGGAGCUGUAAAUGGUGCUCAGUGGUGUAUAAAAGUGGUUAAAAUUGUUGUGUAAUCUAUUUCUGCCAUCAUUAAAGUGAAAACAUGUGCAGCA